UGCCGUUAUGGAUAGAAUUGAUAGAAUGGCGUGUCUGUGUUUUGGGACGUAAAUUUUACCGGGAGAAGUAGGAGUAGUUUGUCAACAGUGGUGUGGGUGCGUUACGCGAAAGUGUCAUGGCGUGGGUUAUUACGUUUACACAUAAUUUGCUGACUGUACGGGUUUCGAAUGCCGUACAUAUUUCGGUUGUAUCAACCUUAUGGCUAAAGUAAAUUUGUUUAAAAUUUUAUAUGUGAAAAUGAUUCUCGUUUUAAAAUUUUAACCAGAAAUUGAAGACACCUAUCUCCAAUUCUGUAUGUGUGGGUUCGUGAAGUUCUUAACCAGACGAUUUUAAAUUCUUCCUGUCUAUCGUUUGUAGUAUAGUGCAUCAAAGUUCAAAAGAAAGUGGAGAUUAAUGAUGAAAAGUAGUGGACUGCAAAGGUAAAAUUCCUCAGUUGUUUGGUACUCGGGAACCAUAAUGUGUGAUGAAUUCUCGAGAAAGGCCCUGAAAGUUGCAGUGGCAUUGAUAUGUCAGACCAUUGGAUGGAAUUCGAUUAUGAGCACGCCUCUGGAAAUUAUGAUUGAUCUUCUUCAGAGAUAUCUCGUGGAACUUGGUCGAGUCACUCACCGGUAUGCAGAGCUCUUUGGACACACACAACCUAAUCUCGAUGACCUAGGUCUUGCGUUUCGAGAAAUGGGAAUAAAUUUGCAGGAUAUGGAGGAUUAUAUUAAAAACGUGGAAUCUGUACCAUGUCAUGGUGAAAUUCCAAAGUUUCCUGUUCCUCGAGACUCUCAUCUGAAUUUUUUGAAACCAGGGAGCAGGGAAGUUGUUACACGACCAGUUCAUGUGCAUGAGCACUUACCUCCUAUGUAUCCUGAAAUGGAAGAAGAUGAAUAUUUAUUGAAGCAGUCCCCACUUUCGGUUGACACUUCAAACAAUUUGGGAUCUACAUCACCACUCUCUAGUCCAAAGUCAAAUGUAUUCAAAAGACCAGGGGACCCUGUUUCCUUGGAGAACCCUGUUUUGAAGAGGACGAGAAUGUUGAUGGAAGAAGAAGGUCGUCCUCUUCGAGAAAUCAGUAGUGUUAUGAUGACAACAUCUGGAUUUCUAUCACCUGCACGGGAAGGAAAGCUUCCUGAAUCACGAACGCCAUUGCAACCUUCUGAUUCUCGUUCCAAUUCUCCUCAGCCUUCAUCGUACCCCAUGGUACCCCCAGAAGUGAAAGGUGAGAAGAAAUCUAAAAAAGCUACACAGAAGAAAGCAGUUGAUGCUGUUAAAAAAACAGACAAGGAAAAUAAAAAGGAACACAGAGUGAAAGAACUUGUUAAAUCUGGCAAAGGACACGCCAGUGACGAAACAAAAGUUAAAAAAUUAGUCAGUAUGAAGGAACUUUCUAAACUGAAAGCCUUGAAACCAGGAGCAGUAAAAAUGUCACAGAAUUUGCAGUUAGCAGGUCCAAGUUCAUCUAACAAACCAGGCAAACUUCCAGUAUCAAAAUUAUCUGCAAUUAAAACUGCUGUUCCAGACACUCAGAAAAUCAUGAGACAUGUGUCACCUGUGGCAAAAUUGUCUAAACCAGAAAAAGUGCAUACUGCUACACUUCCACAACUUAAAUUAAAUUCACCAGAAAAAAGUAGGGAACCAACUAUAAUAGAAGGAAAAUUGUCAACAGAACCUGAUAAACAGAAACUCAACAUUUUCAAAAAAAUAUCAAAAGUCAAGGAAGAGAAGGUUGACAGGAUAGAAAAAAUUGAUAGGACUGAAUCUGCAGAUUCAGUUAUGAGAGAUUCACGUGAAAGUUCUCCAAGAUUGAUAAUAGAUGAAUCGGAAAUGAACAGCCGGCAAAGAGAAGCACGAAUGGCCCAGAUAGAUGACUGUAUUGAUGCAGUCAUUCAGCAGGGUAUGGAGAUUGUUAAUGAGGACAAUAAUAGUUCUCACAGUAAAUUAUCAACACCAGGGAAUGAUGUGGCAAGGGGAAACAGUUUGGCAUCUGUAACAAGUCAUCAGCCAGGUUCGGAUGAACUAUACAUGUAUGACGAUGAUCUUUCACCACCUGGAACUCCAUCGUCUACCCCGAAGACUCCUGAGCUUCCGACACCAUCUCGUAAAGCUGAAAAAAUGCCAGAAGUUAAAGAAAAGAAAAAGAAAAAAGAAAAAUCAAAAACAAAGAAAGAGUCAAAAACAAAAUCUCAGAAAGAGUUGCACAGUCCUAAGAAGCCAAAGAUAGAAUUGAUGGACUUAGACAGUUCAGAGAAACCGAAAACUCCCGAAGCGGAAGAACCAUGUGAAAUAGUUCAGCCACCAGUUUUUCCUUUCUUUUCACAUUUUCCUCCAACACCAGGCCUUAUUCCUCCUCCUCUAGGACAUCCACUUUUCCCAAGGUUUCCUCUCCCCCUUGGAAAAAACUUACCUCAUCCUGCAAUGCCCAAUCUGCCCCUUCCACCACCACUUCUUAUGCAGCCUCCUGCUGAAGAGCCAGAAGAGGAAUCACCGAAUACUCCUGAAAGAUCUUCAAGUCUCUCUUCUUCAGGUCCAGUUCCAGCAAAUGUAAAAGCAGAUUCUCCUGAAAAGGUGCAGAUAUCUAGUCACAUCAUAAAGAAAACCCUUGAAAAGAAAGUGAAAGAGCACCGAAGGGAGAGAAAAGAUAAAGCAAAGAAGAAGAAGGAAAAAAAGCUGAAAGCAAAGAAAGAAAAAGGAGAAAAAAGGAAAAUCAAAUUAGAGAAGAAAGAAAAACUCAAAGAGAAGAUCAAAGAAAAGAAAGAAAAGAAAGAAAAACGUAAAGAAAAAGAGAUGCAACCAGAUCAUGCAAAUCCAAGUAAGGUCCCUACACCAAAACCACUCUUGAUGGCUGCUUUCUCUCAUUUCCAGAGAUGGAACACUUCCCCAGAGCUGCUGAAGAUUGAAGGUGGAAAUUAUGGUUGGAUCCCAUAAGAGUGCCAGGAUAAUCAUUUUGGUACCAGAAAAUCCCCAGAAUGGUGUCAGUUGAAUGAAUCAUCAGCUAUGACAUUCCCAAAUAUGUUACUCACAUUAAAUGUUAUACUGAUUCUGCCGGUAGCAAAACACUUCUGACUAUCUUUCCUUGCUUUAAUCUACUAAAAUCACAGCUAGUGUUUCUUUAGAGUUCAGAAAGGAUACAUUAAUCAUUCUGUUUUUAGUACCUGAAUUUAAGGCUUUUUGCAUUCCCUAGUGGCUUGAUGUGGAGCAUGUUUACAAUUUUGUGAUUUUUUUUUUUAUGUUGCUGUAUAUAUUUUUUAAAUUUAUACAAUGGAAAGUUCUUGAUGGAAUACAAAUUACGGAAGGAGUAAAAUAACCACUCACAGCAUAGGUGAGGCAUUUAGUUGAUAACAGAUUCAUAAACAAGACUUAAAUUGUUACUAAGCUGACAGCUUCAAGAAAGGUCAUUAAAUGCUUAGUAACAAUUUCAGUCUUUUUUUUUUCCGUCUGUCAACUACACAGCCCUUGGCUAUAUGGUGAGUAGUUACUUUAUUAAAAUUAAAUCUGUUUUAGUUCUCUUGACCACCAAAAAGUGCUUCAAAUGUGAUCUUUACCCAUGAUAAGCAGCAUUAUGGAGUCAAGGCACUUGAACCUUAUGAAUCACUGAGGGAGUAUACUAUUUCUGUAAUGUAAUGUGAGCAUGGACAGAUGUGUACACAUUUAACCAUGUUACAGUACCUACAAAUUAUUUGUUUCCUCAGCACCAAUUAUCACAGUACACUUUUGAUCAAAAUAAUGGAUGUAAUUUCAGGGAAAAUAUAAACUGUAUUUUUCUGUAUAUUGUAUCUGAGCAUUUGAAUAAAUGGAAA
Molecule: messenger RNA, 3783 nt
Organism: Schistocerca nitens (vagrant locust)
Lineage: Eukaryota; Metazoa; Arthropoda; Insecta; Orthoptera; Acrididae
Gene: Taf3
Product: transcription initiation factor TFIID subunit 3
Exons: 7
Coding region: 458-2911 (817 amino acids)
Cellular component (GO): transcription factor TFIID complex
Molecular function (GO): protein heterodimerization activity
Source: RefSeq, a predicted model, not a curated record